Molecule: messenger RNA, 5816 nt
Organism: Dreissena polymorpha
Lineage: Eukaryota; Metazoa; Mollusca; Bivalvia; Myida; Dreissenidae
Product: two pore calcium channel protein 1-like
Exons: 26
Coding region: 69-2366 (765 amino acids)
Biological process (GO): transmembrane transport; monoatomic ion transport
Cellular component (GO): endosome membrane; lysosomal membrane
Molecular function (GO): voltage-gated channel activity; monoatomic ion channel activity
Source: RefSeq, a predicted model, not a curated record
UCAUUGGCAAAUCGUCAUUUUCAUUACGUCAUAAUUUUCUGCGAAAAAAUGAUUUUUGUGUUAUUCGAAUGAAUAUGGCGGUCGCAGAUGACGGACAGGUUGCCCUAGAUGAUUUGAACACAGAAUAUCCUGAUAUUUACUCAUUAAAUGAAAACAACCAAGAGGGACACCUGGCGCUUGAUUUUCUUCCCAAUGCAAACACACACACACUGUUUAAUUGGAAACUGAAUCAUCUGGAAGCUGCUAUAUACCUACAAGAGGGUGAGAACCACGAAAAGUUCUUCACGCAUCCUGCGAGCCAUUAUCAGGCCCUACAUGCGUACCAGAUUGCCCACAGCACAUGGUUGAACGUGCUGGACUUUGUGGCCGCCGUAGCCAUCCUGCUACUGGCAGCAUGUGAGAGACCCGCUGUAGAUCUGUUGAGGUUGCCUAUAUGGGCGCAUGGUUCACUGGAGAUCCUGAUGCUAGUUGUGCUUUCCCUGGAGCUGGGCAUAAAAAUGAAGUGGCUUGGCUGGCGUGUGUUCAUCAGGCAUCCAAGAACUAUCAUUAAGACAUCCAUGCUGCUGAUCAUGUUAGCAGAGGCAAUCACUGUGAUAUGCAGACAGACCAGUCAUUUUCGUAUAACUCGUGCAAUACGACCCAUAUUCCUUCUCAAUACACACUACGGCAGAGGAGUAAGGAGAAUUGCCAGACAUACGCUUCAGUCCCUGCCGUCCAUAUUUGACAUGCUGGUGCUUAUAGUGUUCAUUAUGCUCAUUUUCUCUAUCCUUGGUUUUUAUCUGUUUUCUACAAUCCCUGCAAACCCAUUUUUUGCAUCAUUGAAGGACAGUUUUGUUAGCUUGUUUGUUCUGCUGACAACUUCCAAUUUUCCAGAUGUUAUGCAUCCAGCUUAUGACGCAAACAGAUUUUUUGCACUUUUUUUCAUAACCUUCCUGGUUAUUGAGCUCUACUUUGUUAUGAACUUGUUUCUUGCUGUGUUGGAUGAAGCAUUCUCUGGGUUUGAGAAGGAGAAUUUUAAGGAGUUAUAUCUUCACAAACGAGAGGGCUGUAGACAGGCUUUUAAACUCUUGGUCACAAAAGAGGAUCCACAUUGCAUACAACUAGACUCGUUCAUGAGUUUGCUGUCGCAUUUCAGGCCAAAACUCAAAAGAAUAGAGGGCUAUCUAAUGUUUAAAGCAUUAAAUAAACAAAAGAAUGGAAAACUCAGUCUACAAGAGUUCUACAAGAUCUUCAACAUUUGUGAUUUAGCAUGGAAGCCAAAAAGUAUGGUGGAUAAACUAUGGUCAGCCGAUUUCUGCCCACCGUUUAACGCAUAUUUCGAGAAUCUGAAUAAGUUCAUAACUUGGAAAUGGUUUGAUAUAUUUGUAUACUUGAUGAUCUUUGCCAAUUUUAUCUCCAUGCUUGCUGAGACUAUUCAGGCGGACAUGCAGGAAGGACCCAACAGUCGAAACAACUUCACAAUUUCAAAUGUCUCCAUUGUUUUCAGUUGCUUAUACACCUUAGAAGUCUUCCUCAAAGUAAUGGGCAAAGGUCCUGUGAAAUAUUUUACAAACCCUUGGGACAUAUUUGACUUCCUGGUAACGAUGGCAAGUUUGGCUGACAUAAUUGGUAUGACUGUUGCAGACAGUUUCUACUUUAUCAUCAUCUUACGACCAUUUCGUUUGCUCAGGUUAUUCAAGAUCAAGAAGCGUUAUAGAGAUGUGCUGGGUACAUUCUUCAUGCUCAUUAGAAGACUCUCUGGCCUGGCGGUGUUGAUCAUUUGCUACUAUUAUUUCUUCGCCAUCAUCGCCAUGGAGAUGUUCAGGAACUCUGAUCUCACCAACUGCUGCAAGAACACAAGCGUGGAGCUGAACUAUCAACGCAGCAAUACCUCUCAAGGGUUCUACUACUUAAACAACUUCAACAACAUCUUUCUAUCUGGUGUUACAUUAUUUACGUUGACAGCGGAGAACAACUGGAAUAUAAAUAUGGAGGGCUAUGCCCAUAGUUACAGUGAAUGGACGCGAAUCUACUUCAUGACAUUCUACCUUGUGAUGAUGGUGGUCAUGGAUAUUGUCGUGGCAUUCGUAUUGGAAGUGUUCAUGUUUAGAAUUGAGUACAGAAGGACAAUGCACCUGGAAAAUAUUGAUGAUCACUUGAAGCUCAGUAGGGAUGUGCCACUAAGUGCAGAGGAGAAGGAGAUGUGUGAGACCGAGAACCAACCUCUCAACGAGAACCACAUUAUCAGUCAGCGUAACGCCACGGACAUUCAAACUCCGUACAUGUACCGAGGCCAGAGGAGUAGACGCAGGCAGGACCUCUGCUGCAAGAUGUACAAGGAUGAGUUGGAGGAGUGGAUUCAGAAAGAAAAGGAAGAGAAUCAAUAAGGAUCUGGACAUGCUACGAAGGCAAAGCACACGUCAAUCUGUGAAUAUGUUGGAAAACAGGCCCCUAUGAAUGUUUGGGCAAAUGCCUUAAUCUUGCCGUUAAAGAAGAAUGUCAUUAAAGUGGCUGUAUGUCAUAUCAGUAUCAUGUCUGAGACUUGCUGGGUACCUAGUGGUGGAAUGUGUUCUUUGUUUGGGGACAUGUGCAAAAGUGUUGCCAUUGUGUUUUGGUCUUGUGUAUGUUGUAACUGCAAGAUUUAUUUUUGUAAAAAAAUGCUGUGACUUGUUAUUUUUACAUGCAUAUUUUCAAAAUGUGUAUCAAGGAAAAGUCAGGAAAAAGUAUUGCCAUAAGCCAAAGAUUAUCUGUAUUUUAAUUAUAUUGUUCUUGUAAAUGACGUAAAUUUGAUACAUAGAAGUAUAAGUUAGCAAUAAAGUAUGAUCUCUUUUACUUUAAUAUACAUCAAAAUAUAUAUGCAAUAUUGAAUGUAACCAAAAAGUUUAUUGUACGCUUUGUUCUUUUCCCCAUGUUUCGUAUAAUAUAUAAACAUUCAUCUUGCUCAUUUUCAAUAUAUAAGUAAAAUUCAAUGUUACAUUUGUUAAUUUAAUUACAUUUCCCAUUUUUCAUUGGUCAUUUUUUUUACCUUAUUGUUACUAUAGACUUAGUUUGCAAAACUAUAGUUCUCUGGGACUAGAAUAUCCAGAUUUGUUAUAUUUGGUAUGUAACUUUGCAUAUUUGCCCUCUACCUUGUUUUAAUCAAAUCAUGAUCUUAGGGCAAAUAACUGACCACGCCCAAGGGGUCAAUUUAUUUAUAUAUAGACUUAUAUACUAGUAGCAAAAUAACAAUGCCCAUAGGUCGAAUGUUUGGUAUUUAAAAUCGAAUUGUGGUUCUCUACAAACUUAGUUAAGAAAACGCCCCAGUGGUCAAACUGGCCAAGUUCAAAGGGUCCAAUUUCUCAUGGUUACAAUUUGCUUUCUUUAACUACAUGGAGCGAGUGACAAGUUCUUGUUGUCAUUUAGUACAUUUUAUUACUGUUACAGAUAUUUUCCAUUUCUUGUGUUUAAUUGUUUUGUAAGUUAUUGUAAAAUGCUUUCAAAUAAGAUCAUUAUUUUUGUGAUUAUUUAAUAAAUGAUAAAUAUUAAAAUAAGUAAAAUAAAUUGAAUAUACAAAUGUAUGUUAUAUCACCCUGAAGUUAAUUAAAAGUAGACCAUAUGUUUUCAUAAUUAUUGAUAAUAUGUGUCGCGUUCUGAGAAAACUUGGCAUAAUGCAUGUGCGUGAAGUGUCAUCCCAGAUUAGCCUGUGCAGUCCGCACAGGCUAAUCAAGGACAACACUGUCCGCUUUUAUGACAUUUUUCGUUUAAAUGAAGUCUCCCAGCAAAAAUCCAGUUUAGGCAGAAAGUGUCGUCCCUGGUUAGCCUGUGCAGACUGCACAGGCUAAUCUGGGAUGACACUUUACGCACAUGCAUUAUGCACAGUUUUCUCAGAACGCGACUCAUAUGUUCCAGUAAUUUAUGUUAUUGGUAUUCAGCGCAAUAUGCAGUGCACAGUACUAAAACAAGAGUUCUUUUCUGAAUACUUUGCGAUUACUAUUUUUCCACUACUCACCUUUACACUAGUCAGUGGUUUCAAUUCUCUAAAAGUCUUAUUUGAAGCAUGGAUUUGAUCAACCUCUUUUUAACUGUUAAUUUAUGGUAAGUUUCAACCAAUUUGUUUUAGCUUGAUUGUAUCAAAAGCCUUGGGCUUAUUGAAACGCUUUUGAUUCCGUUUCCUGGUUAGAACCAGUGCUUGGUGUUUUGGUGGAAAUCUAAAGAACGCUUCCACAGGGGGGGAUCUAACCCUUGACCUUCCGGUCGCAAGGCGGACACUAUAUCCACAGCGACCUUGAAUAAUGUAUGGCUGAAUGCAUUUAACUUGUGAAACUUGCAGAUCAUUAGUUUGGUGCUAUUUAAAAAAAAAAUGUAAUCUGUUGGUUGUAUAUAAAACUAUGAGCAUACAUGUAUGCUUUUCAAUGCUAUUCAUUUAAAUGACUAAUUUCUAAUACUGUUAUGUCAUUAUGAAUGUUUUUAUUAUUCUUUCAGCAUUACCUGCGAAACCUAUGCACAUGUGUUAGUGCCUUAUAUCUGGAUGUAUUUUUUAUGCUUCCCCUAAAAAAAUUUGAGGGAGCAUAUAGUCGCUGCUUCGUCUGUCCGUCCGUAUGUGCGUCCGUCUGGAUUUUUGUCUGGGCUACUCCUCAGCAACUAAUGACUGGAAUUCAAUGAAACUUUAUGGGAAGCUUCACUACCAAGAGAAGAUGUGCAUUUUAUCAGCUGGUUCUGGUCGGAUGAUUUUUCAAAGAGUUAUGGCCCUUUGAAAUUUUCCAUUAACUGUACAUAUCGUGCAAUUCUUGUCGGGCUAUUUCUCCGCAACUAAUGACCGGAAUUCAAUGAAACUUUAUCGGAAGCUUCGCUACCAAGAGGAGAUGUGCAUAUUAUCAGCCGGUUCUGGUCGGAUGAUUUUUCACAGAGUUAUAGCCCUUUGAAAUUUUCCAUUGUACAUAUCGUGCAAUUCUUGUCUGAGCUAUUUCUCAGCAACUAAUGACCGGAAUUCAAUGAAACUUUAUGGGAAGCUUCGCUACCAAGAGGAGAUGUGCAUAUUAUCAGCCGGUUCUGAUCGGAUGAUUUUUUACAGAGUAAUGGCCCUUUGAUAUUUUCCAUUGUACAUAUAGUGCAAUUCUUGUCCGAGCUAUUUCUCAGCAACUUAUUACGGGAAUUCAAUGAAACUUAAUGGGAAGCUUCACUACCAACAGGAGUUGUGCAUAUUAUCAGCCGGUUAUGGUUUGAUGAUUUUUUACAGAGUUAUGGCCCCUUGAAAUUUUCUAAAAACUGUACAUAUAGUGAAAUUCUUGUCCGGGCUAUUUCUCCCCAAGUACUGACUGGAAUUCAAUGAAACUUUAUGGGAAGCUUAACUACCUUGAGGAGAUGCGCAUGUUAUUAGUGGGUUCUGGUUAGAUGAUUUAUUUAGAGAGUUAUGGCCCUUUGACAUUUUUAAGUUGCUAAACCAUCCAUCGUAUUAUUUUGUCCAAAGUUAUGCCCCACAAGAUGUUUCCUUUUAUCUGAAUAUAUAGUGCAAUAUUGUGACAAAAAAAACUUAAGGGAGCAGCACCUGUCUCCGACGGUUUCUUGUUAUUCAAUUGAAUUCAAUUUGCGUGUCUUUGUAAAUAUGUGUGUAUUUAAUUAAUAUAAGUUUUUUUGGGUGUAAACAAGUUGAAAAGUGGAUCUCAUCCAGCCUGUAAAUAUCAAUUAUUAAUAAAAUUGUUUCAUGUUUCAUAUUAAUAUAUCUAUAUGCAACGAUUUUCCAUGCACUGUUCACGCCUAGUAGACAUAUAUAUGUUCUCUUUUAAUUGUUAUUUAUGUUCUCUAUAAGUUGUAACUAAGACCAUGUUAUGUUUUUAACUCAAUAAAACUUUUCAAUUGUU